AUGGAUGGAUUCGACAAGCUGGAAAGAACAUCCCUCUCACCCAAGGGUAAAUUCUUCAACAGUCUAACCAACGAAGACAUCAGCGACACCGACUACAGGAGAGCACAGAAUGUGUGGAACACCUUCGGUAUGAAAACCAUGAGGGAUUACCACGACCUCUACCUCAAAACGGACGUCCUACUCCUGACAGACGUUAUGGAAAACUUCGGGAAGGUAUGCAUAGCAAACUACGGACUCGAUCCCCUGUGGUACUACACAUCACCGGGACUGGCGUGGGAUGCGUGUCUAAAACUAACCGAAGUAGAACUGGAGCUUAUUUCCGAUCCGAACAUGUAUCUACUCAUAGAAAGAGGAAUCCGCGGAGGAAUCAGCACCAUCACCAAAAGACAUGCCAUAGCCAACAACAAGUACAUGGCUAACUACGACCCCAAGAAGAAAAGCAAGUACCUCCCCUACCUGGACGCAAACAACCUAUACGGAUGGGCAAUGAGUCAGCCCCUACCCAUCAAGGACUUCAAAUGGAUGAAAGACAACGAGUUGGAAAAAUGGAUGGAACACAGCUGCAUCCUCGAAGUGGACCUCGAAUAUCCGGACGAACUACACAACCUACACAACGAAUACCCCCUAGCACCCGAAAGGAUAAUGGUCAACAAAACGGAAAAGCUCAUACCCAACCUCAACAACAGGGAAAAAUACGUCCUCCACCACACAAACCUAAAACAGUACCUGAGCCUGGGGUUAAAGCUAACCAAAAUACAUCGAGGAGUUAAAUUUACCGAAAGCGACUGGAUGAAAAAAUACAUUCAGCUCAACACAGACCUCCGAACCAAAGGAACCACAGACUUCGAAAAGGACUUCUUCAUUAAGCUCAUGAACAACUCCGUAUUCGGAAAGACCAUGGAAAACGUAAGGAACAGAGUCGACAUCAGAAUCGUCAACGAUGAAAAGAAAUGGAACAAGCUAUCCGAGAAAGACAACUUCAAGUCGGUAACCAUCUUUUCGGAAAACCUGGUGGCAGUUCAUAUGAGGAGAACCUCCGUAAAGCUGAAAAAAACCAUCUACCUCGGAAUGAGUAUCCUGGACAUUAGCAAAACCCUCAUGUACUACUUUCAUUAUAACUACAUCAAACCGAUGUAUGAAAACGAUGCCAAACUCCUAUUCACAGACACGGACUCCCUGUGUUACGAAAUAACAACCGAGGACUUCCUAAAGGACAUUUCCAAAGAUGUUUACGAAAAAUUCGAUACCAGCAACAUAGGCAAAAACCACCCCUCCGGAAUUCCGACCGGAAUAAACAAGAAGUUUAUCGGAAUGAUGAAAUCGGAAACAGGAGAAAAACAGAUCGGAGAAUUCGUAGGACUCAGAGCAAAACUGUACGCCUACAAAAUGGCGGAAGACGGAAAGGAAGAAAAGAAAUGUAAAGGCGUCAAGAAGACAACCAUCAAAAAGGAAAUAACGUUCAACAACUAUAAGGAAUGUCUCUUCAGCGGCGAGAAACAGUGGAGGGGAAUGAACGUCUUCAGAAGCAGGCUACACGAAAUAUAUACCGAAAGGAUCGUCAAGGUGGCCCUAUCGGCAAGCGACGACAAACGUAUCAUCUGCGAAGAUGGAAUACACACCCUGGCAAUAGGACACAAGGACCUAAGGCAAUAGAAAUCCCAACAAACUGAUUUUAAUAUCCGAAGGAACAUUAAAAUAUAAUAGGAUCUACAGAAGCCUCUUCCACGGUUCUGCAACCUUUACCCUCAGAUACUUUGCCUCCUGAAGCUUAACCUGAACGGAAAUCGUGUUUCCGGAUAGGUAUAUGCUCGAAAUCCUAAUCAAAGCAUCCAGCUAGAAGUGUUCGUCACGCUCCUCCAUCGGAUUCAUGUCUCCGUCCUCUCCAUACAUCACCGUAGUCUUAUCGAUCUUUGCGUACAGGACGGGUUGCUUCCCACUCCGAUAGAAGCAUCUCAUCACGUUGGUACCCGACUUACCAACCAUUACAGCACACUUCUUCUCCAAUACUUCCAGAACUGAUAUGAAUUCCGUGUGUAGUCCAACUGCCAACGGAAUUGUGUAGUUGUCCUUUCCGAACUUAUUGUUCUUGUUGAUUCCAUAGGCUAGGCAAUUCUUCAGCCUAAGUAGCAAUGGACCACCACCCUCCGCAACAAGUCCGAUCCUCUCGGAUCCAAACCUGUCCUUGACAGGGUCCACAAAUUUAAACGAGUCUCCGGAAAAGUCUGAUACUCUGGUAAUUGACAUGGUUAUUUAUUAUACAAUUAUAAUUUCUUACAAGUUGAUUUGAUAAAAAAAAUCUUCACCGAAAACCCCAACAAGCGUGCGGGAUGCAGCGGAUGCGGUGGGCCCGCGGAGGACUAAAUUCAUCGGGUCAACACCCGCGGGAAUUUCCGACAGAUUGUCGGAGCACGUGCGUGUACACUUGCGUACCCGCGUGUGCGUGGGCACGGAUGCGCGAGGGCGGGGGAGGGGUCCGGCAGGCAUGGGCGGCGCAGGGAACUGGGGAACCGGAAGUGGCGCUGUCGAUUCUAUUCCGGGAAGGCGGAAUUCCGGGAAGGCGAUUCCAGGCGUGCCCGAGCUUGCCCUGAUCCACUAUAAUUUGCCUUACAUGAAGUAUUAACCAAAAUGAGCUAGAACCGGCCUUUAUUAGCUACUGUGGCUGAAAACUCCUAAUGAGCUAAUCGAUAAAUUUACAAAUUUCACUUUUUCAUAAUUUUUAAGCUGUUCGUUAAUUAGAUCUUGAUAAUUUUUACUUUUUCGAGUUGCAUUAGUGAGGAGAUUAGAUUCAAAUCCAACGGUAAGUUCAAGUAUAUAAAUACAUUUGUUUUCAAGUGUUAUCAAAAGAUCAGGGCGCAAUUCAUCUCCGAUGAGAACAGAUGGACUGAUAUAGCCAGGAAGGUCAGCAUAAAGGUUACAAUGGUUGACAGAUUUAAGUAUGGAUGCUAUGAAGUUAAGCACCGAAUCAUGACGCCACGUGAAACGUCCUUCAUUUAGGUAGGUCUUGCAUCCAGCGACGACGUGAAGAAGUGAUUCUGGAUUCAAACAAAACGAACAUUCGGAUGUUGGUCAUAUUCCCCAUUUCAGAAGGUUUUUGUGAGUCGGAAGAGUGUUAUUUAUAUACCGGAUAGUGAAGUUAAAUAUAUUCUUCGGAAGUUUACUCUGAACGGAGGACCAUAUAGAGUUGAAUUAAUGAGAGUGUAG
This is a messenger RNA of Paramuricea clavata, 3201 nucleotides long. The record is from the annotation of a GenBank genome assembly. Lineage: Eukaryota; Metazoa; Cnidaria; Anthozoa; Malacalcyonacea; Plexauridae.